AUGGAUCACGUGAAUUUAGCAUACCAAGUCCUGCAAGCGACCACACCUCUAGCACAACUCCUCCUCGUCCCUCUCCUCCUGCUGCUGGGGCACUCCAUCUCCCGAAGCCGCCAUGGCAGCAAGCAGCAGCAGCCGAAGCGUCGCCUUCCCCCUUCUCCUCCGGGCCUGCCCAUCAUCGGCCACCUGCACCACGUCGGCAACCGCCCACACGUCUCCCUCCGCGGCCUCGACGCGAAGCACGGCGGCGGCGGCCUCAUGUUCCUCCGCCUCGGCACCGUCCCGAGCCUGAUCGUGUCGUCCCCGCGCGCGGCGCAGCUGGUCCUGCGGAUGCACGACCACGCCAUCGCCUCGCGGCCGGCGUCCAAGGUCGCCGACGCCCUGUUCUACGGGUCGACGGACAUCGGCUUCUCCCCCUACGGCGAGCACUGGCGCCAGCUCAGGAGGCUCGUCACCACACACCUCUUCUCCGUCAAGAAGGUGAACUCCUACCGGGACGCCCGACAAGACGAGGUGCGCCUGGUCAUGGAGAAGAUCCGGGAGACGGCGGUUGCGGGCAAGGCGGUGGACAUCAGUGAGACGAUGAACACGUUCGCAAACGACAUCGUGUGCCGAGCCGUGUCGGGCAAGUUCUUCAGGGAGGAAGGCCGGAACAAGCUCUUCCGGGAGAUGAUCGAGACGAACAUUCGUCUGAUUGAUGGGUUCAACCUGGAAGAGUACUUCCCAGGGCUUUCAAACGCAUUAGGUUCGAUCACCGGCUGGUUUUCGAGCAACAAGGCCGACGAGUCACGCAAAAGAUGGGACGGGUUGCUUGAAACGAUAAUAACCGACCACGAGGGACGAAGAAGAAGCUCUGAGCAUGGCCGUGUUGGUGGUGGUGUUGAGCAAGAAGACAGUGACUUCAUCGACGUGUUGCUCUCGGUUCAGAAGGAGUACGGCAUCACCAGAGACCACAUCAAGGCCAUCUUGAUUGACAUGUUUAGUGCGGGCACGGACACGUCAUCGUUGGUUCUAGAGCUCGCCAUGGCGGAGCUCAUGCGCAACCCUCAGCUCAUGACCAGGCUACAAGCCGAGGUGCGGGUGAACACACCGAAAGGACAAGAAAUGGUGGCGCAAGACGACAUAGCUAGCAUGACAUAUCUGAGAGCCGUUGUGAAAGAGACGCUAAGGCUGCACCCACCAGCGCCGCUGCUUCUCCCUCACCUCUCAAUGGUGGACUGCGAGGUCGAUGGCUACACGAUCCCCUGUGGGACGCGAGUCAUCAUCAACGAAUGGGCUAUUGGUAGAGAUCCUGAGUCCUGGGAGAAGCCGGAGGAGUUCAUGCCUGAGAGGUUCACAGAAGGUGGCAGCGCUGCGGCCGUCGACUUCAGAGGCAACGAUUUUCAGUUUGUGCCGUUCGGGGCUGGCCGGAGGAUCUGCCCUGGCCUCAACUUUGGCAUGGCUACUGUUGAGAUCAUGCUGGCAAACCUUGCGUACUGUUUUGACUGGGAGCUGCCGGCUGGCAUGGAGAAGGAGGACAUAGAUUUGACGGAGGUGUUUGGUUUGACUGUCCAUCCAAAGCAGAAGCUCAUCCUGGUGCCGAAACUACACGCUAUUGGUGUUCAUGCCCUGCAAGUCGAAUGA
This is a messenger RNA of Panicum hallii, 1620 nucleotides long. RefSeq names its product indole-2-monooxygenase-like. The coding region runs from base 1 to 1620 and encodes 539 amino acids. Gene Ontology annotation, molecular function: oxidoreductase activity, acting on paired donors, with incorporation or reduction of molecular oxygen; monooxygenase activity; iron ion binding. The transcript is spliced from 3 exons. NCBI's taxonomy places the organism in Eukaryota, Viridiplantae, Streptophyta, Magnoliopsida, Poales, Poaceae. The record is from RefSeq and is a predicted model, not a curated record.